UUCGAGCGAGCAGCUACCUGUUAAGCUCUAAAACCCCAACGGAGGAAAUCGCCGAGGAAAAAAGCAAGAGCCACAACAAUGUCGCAGUUCUGGAAACCAGGGACCGAGAAGCCCCGCCUCGUCGACGACGAAGAGGGCGGUGUCCUUUUCUUCAAUUCCCCUUCUGGGUACGCGAACAUUGAGCGGCAGAGGCAAAGGCUGCCCGUGUUCCGGUACCGCACCGCCAUUCUUUACCUGGUAGAGACUCACGCCACUACCAUCGUAGUCGGCGAAACGGGCAGCGGCAAAACCACCCAAAUUCCUCAGUACCUCAAAGAAGCCGGUUGGGCUGACGGAGGGCGGGUUAUAGCGUGCACCCAGCCAAGGAGGCUGGCUGUCCAGGCAGUUGCUGCAAGGGUCGCGGAAGAAAUGGGGGUCAAGCUUGGGGAGGAAGUUGGCUACACUAUAAGAUUUGAAGAUGUUACAACACAGGGUGUAACUAUGAUAAAGUUUUUGACUGAUGGUGUGCUACUCAGGGAAAUGAUGGAUGAUCCUCUUUUGACUAAAUAUAGCGUCAUAAUGGUUGAUGAGGCUCAUGAAAGGUCUAUCGCAACUGACAUUUUAUUGGGUCUCCUGAAAAAGAUCCAACGACGCCGACCUGAGCUGCGUCUGAUUAUCUCAUCUGCCACAAUUCAAGCAAAGUCGAUGUCUGAAUUCUUUCAGCCCAGAAAAAGUCGUCGCAGACCAGACGGAGAGGAUCUUGGACCAAAUACGGAGCCUGCAGUCCUAUCAGUUGAGGGUAGAGGGUUUAAUGUACAAAUUCAUUAUGUGGAGGAGCCUGUAUCUGACUAUCUUCGGGCUACUGUGUCAACUGUAUUAUUGAUCCAUGACCAGGAACCAAUGGGAGAUAUUCUGGUUUUUCUUACUGGUCAAGAUGAUAUUGAUGCUGCUGUACAGCUGAUUACUGAAGAAGCUCAAAACCGUGGAAAGAACUCAUCAGGAUUGAUGCUUGUGCCGCUCUACUCAGGACUUCCACGUGCUGAGCAGGAGCUGGUGUUCACUCCUACUCCCAGAGGGAAGAGGAAAGUAGUGAUAUCAACCAAUAUAGCAGAGACGUCAAUAACUUUGGAGGGCGUUGUCUAUGUUGUUGACAGUGGGUUCUCGAAGCAGCGUUUCUACAACCCGAUAACAGAUAUUGAAAAUCUGGUAGUGGCACCAAUAUCCAAGGCAUCUGCUAGACAAAGAACUGGUAGGGCUGGAAGAGUUCGGCCUGGGAAAUGUUACAGGCUAUAUACGGAAGAGUAUUUUGCAAAGGAAAUGUCUGAUGAGGGGAUUCCAGAGAUACAGAGGUCAAAUCUUGUGUCCUGUGUGAUUCAGUUAAAAGCCUUGGGAAUAGAUAAUAUCCUGGGUUUUGAUUGGCCAGCAUCUCCUUCUUCCGAAGCAAUGGUUCGAGCGCUUGAAGUGCUUUAUUCACUUGGAGUCCUAGAUGAUGAUGCAAAACUUACUUCGCCAACUGGAUUUCAAAUUGCUGAGUUUCCAUUGGAACCAAUGAUUGCAAAAAUGAUAUUAUCUUCAGGUGAACUGGGGUGUUCAGAAGAGAUAAUUACCAUUGCUGCCGUUCUCUCCAUUCAAACUAUCUGGGUUUCGGGUAGGGGAUCGCAGAAGGAACUGGAUGAAGCCAAGUUGAAUUUUGCGGCUGCUGAGGGCGACCACGUGAGUUUCCUAAAUGUCUACAAAGGAUUUCUUCAGUCUGGUAAAUCGCCGCAGUGGUGCCAUAAGAACUUUGUAAACUACCAAGCCAUGAAAAAGGUUAUUGAAAUUAGAGGACAACUCAGAAGAACGGCUCAGAGAUUAGGCGUUGUCUUGAAAUCUUGUGAAAGAGACACAGUGGUAGUGAGGAAGGCCAUUACUAGUGGGUUUUUCGCUAAUGCAUGUCGAUUAGAUGCAUCAAGUCACGACGGGAAGUACAAGACUAUUAGAGGUUCUCAAGAAGUUUAUAUUCACCCAUCAUCCGUGUUAUUCAGAGUUAAUCCCAAGUGGGUUCUGUACCAUUCUCUUGUCUCAACCGACAAGCAGUACAUGCGGAAUGUGAUUUCGAUAGAUCCUUCUUGGCUCACAGAGGCAGCUCCACAUUUUUACCAGCACCAGCGACUCAACUCGAUGGUUCACUAAUCCUGCCGUCGGUGUCGGUUUUGCUCAUUAUAACCUAUUGACCUCGAUAUAACUUGGUGUUCUGGAGUUUGGUUGUAAAUAAAACGUGCUUAUGUUCUUAUUAGUAAAAUUUACCCAAAAGGAUCAACACCAUUUCAAAUUUGUCUGUAAAUUGUUUCUUUUACAAGUUUCAUUCUUUCUUCCAACCAAAUGGACCAACUGUUUCAAACAUAACCAUUCACUAAUGGAUUAGGUUGAAUUGGAGUGUUA
Molecule: messenger RNA, 2400 nt
Organism: Pyrus x bretschneideri (Chinese white pear)
Lineage: Eukaryota; Viridiplantae; Streptophyta; Magnoliopsida; Rosales; Rosaceae
Product: probable pre-mRNA-splicing factor ATP-dependent RNA helicase DEAH9
Exons: 22
Coding region: 79-2151 (690 amino acids)
Cellular component (GO): intracellular anatomical structure
Molecular function (GO): ATP hydrolysis activity; RNA binding
Source: RefSeq, a predicted model, not a curated record